AUGCCCCAAGACAUCCCUCAAGAGGCGGUUCAAUCCCCUCUAAGAGACGUCCCGAGUGUAAAGGUCGAUAUCGAAUCCGCAUCUAAACCGCUUACGCCGCCACCCAACGCCAACCAAAUCGAGAGUGAUUGUCCCGACACAAAGAACCUACUUAUAUUUCUCAACCGACGACGCCCCCGAGCCCCAUAUCAACCUCGACAAUCGCUGCGUCAUGCAGCUCAGCCGAUAUCUCAGGCGACGAGUUGGAAGACAGAAAAAAAGAAGCUGGAACAACUCGCAAUAGAUGAGAAAUUGGAUGAGACUGAGGAUCCUUCGCUGAAGAUUCCAAUUCCACCGAUACCACCUCAAGAAGAUGAGAAGGACGCCAUACAAAGCUCGCAAGUAUUGAGCAAGUCAAACAGCAAUUCCUGGACAUCUUAUGGAAAGCGAGUCUGCAAAAAACAGGAGAGAAAUUUAGAUACGGAACGGUUCAACAUCGUUUUUCAAGGGAACCCAGGCACAGGCAAGACGACAGUUGCUCGAUUAUUUGCGGAAUUCCUUUACUCAAUCGGCGUUAUUGGAUCUGACUCCGUGAUGGAGACUUCCGGGAUAGUUGUAGCCGAAAACGAUGUCAAGUGGAUAAACGAGGAAAUAGACGAGAUGAUCGAGGGCGGCGGUGGGGUUCUAUUCAUUGACGAGGCCUACCAAUUGACCGCCCCAUACGUACACGGCGGUGGGCGUAGAGCUCUAGAUGCUAUCCUCACGAAAAUGGAGAAUAACAUUGGGAAGCUUGUCGUGAUCUUUGUGGGUUACAGAGAUGAAAUGGAGUCUUUCUUCGAGCAUAAUCCAGGACUCACUAGCCGAAUCCCUUAUAGCGCCAAUUUUGCCGACUUUACCGAUUGGGAGCUAUGGAAGAUCCUAUCCGAUCUUAUAACUAAACAAUACAAAGGGAAUAUGAAGAUCGAGGGCGGCGCAAGCGGGCUAUACAUGCGUGUUGCUAUUCGCCGCUUAGCUCAGAUGCGCGGUUAUAAAGGCUUUGGGAACGCCCGAGAAGUCGAGAAUCUCCUUGCUAGAAUAGCUGAUCGACAGGCGAAACGUCUGGACAAGGAAAGAACUCUGAGACUCAACCUAGACUAUUUCUACUUCACCAAGGAGGACUUGAUUGGACCAGACCAGUCGCGAGUGUCGAAUGAAAGCACGGCCUGGGCUGAGAUGCAGGAUCUCGUCGGGCUUGAGCAGGUAAAGGAGUACAUAGCGAGGAUUAUCCGCAUGAUCAAGAUGAACUACCGUCGUGAAUUGAAUGAGCUAAACCCCUUGAAGUUCUCUCUCAAUCGACUCUUUGUCGGCGCACCGGGUACAGGGAAAACAACAAUGGCCAAGUUGUAUGGACGAAUAUUGGCUGACUUUGGCUACUUGAGCCGAGGCGACGUUGUCUUGAAAAACCCAGCGGACUUCAUCGGAGAAUGUCUUGGGAAGUCAGAAGCGAAAACAAAAAAAAUACUUGACAGUACUAUCGGCAAAGUCCUGGUGAUUGAUGAAGCGUAUGUCCUCGACGUUGGUGAUCCGGGAAGAGAUCAGGAUAAAUUCAAGUCCGGCGUCCUUGACACAAUCGUUUCUAUGGUGCAGGGGGUACCCGGUGAAGAUCGGUGCAUUAUCCUCGUCGGCUACGAAGAUAGGAUCAGAACUAUGUUUCGUAACGCUAACCCAGGCCUUGCACGUCGGUUCCCUACAGAAAUGCCUUACCAAUUCGGUAACUUUGGUCUGCAGCAGCUUCAGUUAAUUCUGGAGAAGAAGUUACGAGAGCAAGAUUUGAGUUAUACAACUCAAGCAGCCGAAGCGACUAGUGCUAUGUUCGAAAGAGCACUCAUGCGCCCGAACUUUACGAAUGCUGGCGAAGUCGACCGCUGCUUAGACAUAGCUAAGCUAAAAUAUGAGCAGAGACAAUCUGAGCUUCCCGAGGAAAAACAGGACUUUCGUGCCGUCCUCGAAGCUGUGGAUUUUGAUCCUGACUGGGAUCGUAGCUUGGACCAGGGACAGUUCGAUUGCCGAGUUAACCUUCAAGGUCGGGUCCACGGCCGUAUCGUUGAUCAGCUAUCCAACUAUCAGAAGCGGUAUCUCCGUGCAAAACAACUUCACAUGGAUCCAAGACGUCAGAUCCCAACGAAUUUUGUGUUCAAAGGCCCUUCAGGUACUGGUAAGACUACCACAGCUCAACAAAUGGGGAAGGUCUUCUACGGUAUGGGAUUUUUAUCUACGAGCGAAGUGAUAGAAUGUUCCGCAAGUGAUCUUCUUGGUGAAUACGUCGGUCACAAGAGGGAAGCGGGUGGCUAUCAAUGCGAAGGAGGUGCGCAUUUUAUACCUGAUUCGGAUUAGAGGGGAUGGAGUUUACAUUUGGGGAGAC
Hypoxylon trugodes is the source of this 2380-nucleotide messenger RNA. RefSeq names its product P-loop containing nucleoside triphosphate hydrolase protein. The transcript has 5 exons. Lineage: Eukaryota; Fungi; Ascomycota; Sordariomycetes; Xylariales; Hypoxylaceae. Gene Ontology annotation, molecular function: ATP binding; ATP hydrolysis activity. The record is from RefSeq and is a predicted model, not a curated record. Bases 1 to 2352 code for a protein of 783 amino acids.